Molecule: messenger RNA, 6812 nt
Organism: Mobula hypostoma (lesser devil ray)
Lineage: Eukaryota; Metazoa; Chordata; Chondrichthyes; Myliobatiformes; Myliobatidae
Gene: gatad2b
Product: GATA zinc finger domain containing 2B
Exons: 13
Coding region: 334-2181 (615 amino acids)
Biological process (GO): negative regulation of transcription by RNA polymerase II
Cellular component (GO): NuRD complex
Molecular function (GO): sequence-specific DNA binding
Source: RefSeq, a predicted model, not a curated record
CGCGGUUGUUUGGGUAUCGGGGGCGGACUAGGGGUCUGCGGCGCCGGUUGUGUUGGAAACGGGCGGCCCGCCGGCGGCAGAGGAUGUAGUGUUUGGAGUCUGAUCGUCCUUCAGAUCCCUCCACCUUGCUUUCUGUCAUCAGUUUCUUGUCCAGGAUGACUCUGCCCAUUGCGUGACGUCAACAUCUUUGGUUUCCGCCUCUCUGAAUUGUUCAAGAGACUGCAGCAGGUUUUUGGACCUGAAACUCUUCCAGUGGAACACCGUGAGGAAGUUGAGAACAGUGAUGUGGACGAUCCUGAUCAUCCUUGAUAAAUUGUGUGUGAUAUAGGCAGGAUGGAUCGAAUGACGGACGACGCCUUGAGGCUCCACCUGUUGAAACGGGGGCUGGACCGGGCCGAGGAGCGCGAUGAUCUGGUGGCCAAGCGGCUGAAGGUAGAAGGGCAUGAAGCCAUGGAGCGGCUGAAGAUGCUGGCCCUGCUGAAGAGGAAGGACCUGGCAGGCCCUGAGGUGGCCCAGGACCUGGGGGCCAAGCCUGAGCAUCAGAAGGCGGGUGAGGAGAAGAUGAAUGGCAGCUUGAAGCCUCGGCCUGAACUUCGCAAUGUUAGCAAAGCAGGGAAGGAGAACAUGGGAGAUGAGCCCGUUGACAUGAGCGCACACAAGAGUGACACGGACAGAGAACGCAGCACACCGUCACCGGAUAUCAUCGUGCUGUCGGACAACGAGGCCUCCAGCCCUCGUGCCAAUGGCCGGUUCGAAGACAGGAUCAAAGUGGCAAAUCUGGAGAUUUUCAAGGGCAAGGGCCCCGAGGAGCGGCAGAUGAUCAUCAAGCAGCUUCGGGAUGAGCUGCGGCUAGAGGAGGCCCGGCUGGUGCUGCUGAAGAAACUGCGCCAGAGCCAGGUGCAGAAGGAGAAUGUGGUCCAGAAGGUGCCCGUUGUACAGAACGCCCCAUCUGCCGGCCAGUCAUCACUGGCUCCGGGUGGUCAGCAGCUGAUGUCCAAGCCACCGUCCCGGCCUAUCUCUCAGGUAUUGGAUCCUCAGAACCUGCGAGGAGCUCAGGGUCAUCCAGUCAUCAGGUCGGUUCCCAACAGCACGCUGCCACAGUUGCUCAUGUCCCAACGUGUGAUCGCACCCAGCCCGGCCCAGAUGCAGAGCAUGAGGAUCGCCAAGCCGGGUCUCAUUCACAGCCCUGUGUCAAGCCAGAAUCCGACGGGCACCUACCAAAAGCAGGCUGGCUCCUCCAUCCCAUCGCCCCGGACCACUCCAUCCACGAUGUAUAUGAAUGUCUCCUCGCACGUGCAGUCCAGCCUGACGACAGCAGUUAGCCCUGCCAUGUCCAGCGCUGGCAGUUUGACUGACCCCACCAGCAGCCAGGCUGCUGCCAAACUGGCCCUGCGCAAGCAGCUGGAGAAGACUCUGCUGGAGAUCCCUCCACCCAAGCCCUCACCACCACUGCUCAACUUCCUGCCCAGUGCGGCCAACAACGAGUUCAUCUACAUGCUGGGCUUGGAGGAGGUGGUGCAGAGCGUCAUCGAAAGUCAAGGAAAGGGGCGCCUGCAGCUGCCCCACAUCGACCCGUUUGUGUGUUCCCAGUGCCGGACGGACUUCACCCCUCACUGGAAGCAGGAGAAGAAUGGCUGCAUCCUCUGCGAGCAAUGCGUGACGUCCAACCAGAAGAAGGCGCUGAAGGCAGAGCACACCAACCGGCUGAAGACUGCCUUUGUGAAAGCGUUGCAGCAGGAGCAGGAGAUCGAGCAGCGGAUACAGCAGCAGGCAGCCGUGGUGUCAGCUUCCCCCACCUCUGUGUCGGCUGGUGCAGUGAUGAACAAGCCCGAACCAGUCAUCAGGCACCACCCUCUCCGGCAGCAGCCGCCUCAGUCGCAGUCGUCUCUCCAGCGAGGGCUCCACUCCUCCGCCCGUAGCGUGCUCUCCAACUUUGCCCAGGGCCCCCAGCUCCACGUGGCCAGUGGUCUCUUAGGCAUGCCAGGUAAGCAUGCAGUGCGGAGCGGAGCCCAGAGCCGAGGACGAAGGCCGUACUUCACAAACUCAGGGGUCAACAUGUCGUACCUGAACGCCGGUGUCGGGAGUCAGAAGGGGUCAACCCUGGCGGACCGUCAGCGCGAGUACCUGCUGGAUAUGAUCCCACCCAGGCCCAUCCCACAGUCCGUCAGCACGCAGAAGUGAGGGGCUGCCGCCGCAUGCAGUGCCUGUCCUGGUGCCUCGUACUUAACCCAACGCUUACGGGAGCAGUCCCACCUCCUCCCCGAUAUUAUUGUACUAUGUGUCUAAUGCUAACGUCGUUGUAGGGAUGUGGGGCCGCCCCUCUACGCACGCCCCCACUCGCACAGGCCACAAGGCAAGGGCCGCGCUCCAGAGGUGUGUGUUUGUAUUCCCCCCACCACCAGCCUCCUGCGCCCAUCUUCCUCCCACCCUACCCUAUCUCCUGCACCCCCAACCAAUCUCUGGCUCAAAUGUGGAGAUGAGAGCUUAGGGAAGUGGGUGGUGGUUGGGGGGUGUGGAGAAAGAGAGAUUUUAACCUAAUCCCACAAGCACCAGUUCACCCCUGACCCCUGCUCACCAAUCACUCCUCCACCCCCCCCACCUGUUGGGAGAGAUCCAUGUGGCAGCUGUCCAAGGAGAGGAACAGCAAUGGUAUUAGCUGUCCUCCGCAGGGCCAUCCUGCGGUGAGCGAGAGGGUUACGCACACACCCAGGGGCAGUGACAUGACUGUUGCCAGAAGUUCAGCAGUGUCCAGGGAUGCUGCAACCUCAUACCAUGUGUACAGUGCCCUUUCAUUUCCAGAUAAUGCCCCGGGCUUCCCUCUCCCCCUUUCGCCAGCCCACCUUCCAUCUGCACUGGGAGCAGCUUCCCCGAUGGGGAGUGGGAUCUUUCCGAACCCCUGCCUCAACGCUCAUUUAAUGUAUAUUGUGCAAAGGCCUCCAGGUGUCAGUGGCCUCUCCAACAGCAUCUGAGACAUAGAAUCACAAAAUGCUGGAGGAACGCAGCAUCUGUGGAGAGGAUUUCAGGCUAAGACUAGUCUUCAUCAGGACUGGACAGGAAGGGAGCAAAAGCCUGGCCCUUCUUUCUUAUUCCGACUUCUUCUUCCUUUUCCUGGUGAGGGGUCUCGGCCGGAAAUGUUGGCUAUUUAUUCCCCUCCAUAGGUACUGCCUGACCUGCUGAGUUCCUCCAGCAUUUUGUGCGUGUUGCUGAGGAUUUCCGGCAUCUGCAGAAUCAGUUGUGAAUCACACUCAUAGCAUAGGAAGUGACCACCUGGACUGCCACCUGCCAGUGUGCACUCCUGUCCCAGUGUGUGGCCCAUAGACUUCCCCAGGCAAUAGAAAUGAUUUCCAUUGACUCUUCUUCCACCACCCUCUCUCCGACUGCUCAGUGCCCCCCUCCCACUUGCUGAUCCUCUCCAAAUCACCCCCCACCCCCCGUAUCCUAGAUCCAAGUCCUCUGGCUUUGCCUAUAUCCACAGUGGGAAGUUCUCUGACUUCAGGGCAUGAGGGGACAUCCAGAGAGCUGCGUUCAGUGUGGGGGGGGGGUGCAAGGGGGGGAAUCGGAAUGGGAGCUGAUAAACCCAGGAGUGACCAAUGAUCAGGGUCCCUGGUCUACCUGCUGCGCCCUUGUGCCUCCUGUCACCUUCUCACCCCCUUGACGAGGGAGACUUCCCCGAGCCUGCAGGACGUGGACAGUGGGUGCAGGGGGGGUUUAGCCGAGGAGAUAAGUAUUGAGGCCAGGUGGCUGGGACGUGCACUGGGGGGGGGGAGAGAGAGAGAGAGAGUGAAUCUUAGUCACUCAGUGAUUGCUCCACCCCAUCUCCAGCCAGAGAAGGCGGUGUUGAGCUGUGAAUCAUUUGGGAUUCCAUAUUCCAGCCCGGGAGAAUAAACUCUGCCAUGUGGUCCCUCCUCUUACUUACUCGCCCUCUGGCUGGUUUAACGGAAACAUGCGGCAUUGUACUCCCAAACAAUUUCGAUGCUGCAGACUUCGCAGCAUCUGGCCAUGGCCAGCCGACCCAACCAAAACCUGAGCUUCUGAAUCUUUCAGGAGUCAUCUGUAACCUCAGAUCCCAGAGUCUCUCCCACGUGAGGCUGAACCCCAGAGCAGCUGUAAAGUUAGUGGGGAAACAGCUCCUCCACCCACCAAUCAGUGUCAGUGGGAUUGGCCUCUGCACUCUGUGGGGUGGGGUUGUGAGGUGAACAGAAGGGGACAGUUUUGAUUAGGGGUUGUCCUGUCCUGUACAAACUGCUAUAUUGUAUAUCGCAGUGGGAGGCUGUUCAGCCCAUUGAACACAUGCCAGCUCUUUGAAAUUUUCUAAUUGGUUCUGCUCCCCUUUAAUAGUUCCUCUUGAUCCUGGCCACCUCCUCCACCUCCCCCCCCCAAACAAUCUCUCUACUCAGAUUUGUCAACAAUGUUGCCUCUGAAAUAGUGCCUGUAUCACGCCGGAAACCCCCUUGAAAACCUGAACAAACAUUUGCCCCCUUCAUCAGCCUGGGGAGAGGGGUAGGUGAUACCUACCGGACAAAGAGGCAGCUAAAGGAGAAUGUCUGACCUAUGACCAUUCUGAGAUCAGGGAGCCCCUGUACACCCACUGGAAAUGGGAGAGAUGGCAUCUCUACAACAGACAUGUCUCUGUCGCUCUCUCUAACUGCAGGCAGUGUCUGCACGCCCUCACCCUCCCAUCCAUUGUGGUAGUGAGCACAUGGGGGAGGGGGUGGAGAGAGCACAGAGCACAGGGGACAUCCGGCUCUAGGGAACAGGAGAAUCAUGGAAUGCUUUUAGCACUGAACAAGGGAUACUGGAGGAGUGGAAGGAAUUGAAAUGUUGCCUGUCCAUCUCCCUCCGUGCUUUGCUUGAUCUGUGGAGUACCUCCAGCAUCUGUAUCAUGCUGGAAACCCCCUUGAAAAUCUGAACAAACAUUUUGCCCCCUUCAUCAGCCUGGGAAGAGGGGUAGGUGAUACCUACCGGACAUAAGAGGCAGCUUGUUCCCCACUCCAGAUUCCGGCGGCUGCACGCUGGUGCCCCUCUCUCAAACACAAUGAGAGCCUCCAGGGAGGGCACAGUGAGAUCAAGCCUGAGAGAAUACUGGUCAGUCGUACUUUUGUAUCAGUGCUCCCCACCCCGCUGCAUUCCAUCCAUCACCGCAGCUCCUUGCCACUGUGUGUAGACAUGAGCAUCUCCAUGAGAGGCCGCUGUUCACUUUGUCUCCUGGCCAGCAGCGCCGGGUUCCCCAAAUACCCUCCCCCUCCCUGUUUCCCAUUGACCUCCCUCCCUCCUAUUCACCCCUGCUCCCCGGCUGUGUUUGUAAGCUGCGCUGAUGGGGAGGGGCAGAUAAUGGCAAAGGGCUAAUUGCCCCUCCCCACACUCUCGACCUCAGGCGCUGUGUCACUGUUCUCCCUGGCUUUGGCGGGUGUGCGAGCCGCUCUCCCUACGUUAUGUGUUGUGGUGGGUGGGUUGGGGUUUAUUGUAUAUUGGGAAACAAUAAGUCAAGUUACUCUCCAAGAGACUGCCAGCGAGCCUCCGACAAGAUUGUGGUGUCCUGGGGCACACCAGAACGCUGGGUCUCUCCACCUUCCCCCUUCCCCCUCGCCCCUGGGAGGAUGGGGGGCUCAGUCAGUUAUUGAGAACCCCGCCCCAUUGUCGGAGGCACCGUCUUCCGGACCAGACGUUAAACCAAGGCCCCGUCUGCCUCCCCCACCCCCCCCAAAAGAUUCCCCCACUUUCUCGGGCGGACGUUAAAGAUCCCACAGAACUAUUGGGUGUGAGAGCAGGGAAGGGGUGGAGGUUGAUAGGGACCCUUGGGGGAGGAUAGUUCAGCACCGGUCUUCAGUCUGGGAGCUCUGAGCUCUGCCCAGCCACCCUUCAGUGUAGGCAGUAGCUUUCCUUACACCCACUCCCCCACCAUGUACCCACCACCUUCCACUUCCAGCUGGAUUCGGGUCGUAGCUCUCUCCCAGAGCAGCAGCAUGGUUUAGUAGUAGGACAGGGAGGGGUGUGCUGGAUGUCAGUGGGCCACAUUCACCACCUGACACAGUGCACCCUUCUGUGGCUCGGACUUGAGCAGUUCUGUCCUACCAAGGGCCAGAGUGGCCUGUGGGUGAAGCUCCCACCCCCCUCAGCCCAGCUAAUACUUUCCGGCACUCAAGGGCGUGGGGCAGAAUCUGCUCUGGGUGCUGACUGCACCCCAGGAAGGCAGGAGUGAGGUACAAAGGCCCGAUUGCCCCACACACACUAGUGUGGCCCUACAAGACCACCCUGGCAACUGUCCCCCUCUCCAGUCCCCUUCUGCCUCUUGAUUUCAGCAACUGAAGCCAUGUUUAAGUGAAGUGCACCCGCUGACUGUACGGUCUAUACCCAGGACACAGCGGACAGCGUUCCCAGUGGUUUGUGUUGCGUGUUUACAGUUUAACUGGGCGUUAACCAUCUUUCCCUUUCUCCUAACAAUGGGGUCAGUCCUUCCUCUACUCUCUCUCUCAUUUUUAAAUUUUUAAUUUAGUUUUUCUUUUUGUUCUAUUUUUUAAAGAAAAACAAACAGUAGAUUGAUGUUUGCUCAGCUUGUUUAUUAUUUUGUAUUGUGCUGAAUUUGUGUACUCGAUGCUGUAUCACAGAUGUUAUAUACCAAUGGGGGGAAAAAAAAGAAACUGCCAAGACUUAGUCAUCCAAUGACUGACAAAAUAAGCAAGUUUUUCAAAAAACCUUUGUAAUAUUUAUUACUUACAGGUUGUGUUUAAUAAGGAACCAGGUGAACCUCCUCAGUGAGACGGUGUAUGUGGUAAUAAACUAUCAGGUCAUUACGUCUGAGCCACCUCCUUCUC